CUACGAAAUAACAUAGUCCGCCUUAUUGUCUUACUUUUUUUUACUUUCACUUUCACCAAAACAAUAUCAAAAUUUCAAAUUCUUUGAACUGAUGAACGCUACUUUGAAAAACGGAAAUUGUAUACCCUUUGUUGGAUUAGGGACAUAUAAAAUCAGAGGAAAAGAAGAUGUUUACAGGACACUGAAAGUAGCAUUACAAGCAGGAUACAGAUUAAUAGACACAGCUGCAGUUUACAGAAAUGAAACAGAGAUUGGUCAGAGCCUUGAUGAACUGUUACCAGUAAAUCAGCUGAAGAGAUCAGACAUUUUUAUCACCAGCAAACUUGGGCCCAAGGACCAGGGAGAGGGGAACUGUUAUUCUGCCUGUCUGAAAUCUCUGUCUAACCUUGGCUGUCAGUAUCUUGACCUUUACCUCAUUCACUGGCCAGGAACCCAGGGGAAGAAGCCAGAUGACCCUGGUCAGUAUGAGCUACGCCUGGGCAGCUGGAGGGAUCUGAUCAAGUUACAAAGGGAGGGUAAAUUGAAAAACAUUGGAAUUUCCAAUUUCCUCAAGCAUCACAUACAAGAACUCUAUGACAAAACAGGGGUCUACCCAGAUGUUCUUCAGACAGAGCACCAUCCACAUCUGGUUCAGACUGAUUUGAUCCAGUUCUGUAAGGAGACCGGUAUCUUCUACCAGGCUUACUCCUCAUUAGGAACAACCACACAGGACAACCAGAUUUUAACAGACCCAGUUGUCUUGGAAGUGAGUAGAAAACUUCAGAAGAGUGUGUCUCAGAUAUUACUGAGGUGGGCAGUCCAAGAAGGAAUUGGUGUACUUCCAAAGUCGUGUAACCCAAAGCAUAUUCAGGAAAAUAUAGACAUUUUUUCUUUUCAAAUUCCAGAGGAAGAUAUGAAAUUGUUAAAUUCACUGAAUAGAGAUAAACAUUAUUGUUGGAAUCCAAAAGAUAUUGUUUGAAUGAUUGCAUGAAUAAAAU
Molecule: messenger RNA, 977 nt
Organism: Saccostrea cuccullata (small rock oyster)
Lineage: Eukaryota; Metazoa; Mollusca; Bivalvia; Ostreida; Ostreidae
Product: glyoxal reductase-like
Exons: 8
Coding region: 92-958 (288 amino acids)
Molecular function (GO): oxidoreductase activity
Source: RefSeq, a predicted model, not a curated record